GUAGUCGUUCGUAAAUAGCUUAGAUUUCACAUGAAAAUUACUAGACAGUUCAUAAAUAGCUUACAACUCAUAUAUUAAUCACAGAUAAUUUGAUAACAGUUAGUACGCAAAUUAUAAUUUUAUAUUAAUCAAUAUAUAUUGAGUUUUGGUCUUGUGAUAAAAUGGACAAUAAGAAAUAAGAGACAGUGUCAACGAACACGUGGUUAUACAGAAUUGUCUGUAAAUCUAAACGAGUUUUAAAUUUGUAUAAUAGAUUAUACAUUACUCUUUGCAAGAUAAAUCGUUGAGUCAUGGAAGAGAAUUCGCAUUUUUCCCAUAAAAUUUACAAAAAUGAUCCCUUAUUAUUUAAGAGUUACGUUGGUAAAGAAGUGAACAUUUCAACUGAAGAUAAUAACACGAUUUCUGGUAUUGUUUAUACGGUUGAUCCAGUAUCAGAAAGUAUUGUACUCCUACAAGGCUGCCAACAAAAUAAUUUAAAAAUUGUAUUUGGCCAUGCGAUAAAAAAUAUAGAGAUCUCUCCAAAUCAAUUAUGCGAAUUACCACAAUUGUUUAUGAACGCGCCAACAAGUAUUCUUCGAUCAACAGUAGAGAAGCGAAAAAGUGCUGUAAUAAAAUUAUUGCAAGAAAAUAGAUUCCCCGUAAAAGAACAGGACGAUAUUUUAACGAUAGAAAAUGUACUUUCAAUAAAACCACCGUAUGAACCCGCCGAUUGCAUUUGCGAUAAUAGCAUUAUCUUGGGAAGAAUUCAAAAUCUUCUUUCCCGUAUACAAAUUUGAUGUACCAACGUCUCCUAACAAUAUUUUACUUCUUCUUUAAUUAAUUAAUGAAAUAAUAGUGUUAUAUUAAUAAGAAUAAUACAAAUUGUAUU
Messenger RNA from Bombus impatiens (common eastern bumble bee), 868 nucleotides. Its product is annotated as gem-associated protein 6-like. The record is from RefSeq and is a predicted model, not a curated record. NCBI's taxonomy places the organism in Eukaryota, Metazoa, Arthropoda, Insecta, Hymenoptera, Apidae. Gene Ontology annotation, cellular component: nucleus; SMN complex. The transcript has 2 exons. Gene Ontology annotation, biological process: spliceosomal complex assembly; spliceosomal snRNP assembly. Bases 291 to 776 code for a protein of 161 amino acids.